AUGGCAUCUAGGAUCAGUAGUGAAUUCAAUCAGGAUGUUUAUCUGGAAAUAGUGAUGGCUUUGUGGUCAUGGGAUCUGUCUCAGUCCUGCAAUGAACGGCAGCCUCAUGCCUGUAUCCAUCAGCGCUGCAUCGGCGGUCGCAUUCCUCAGCUUCAGCGAUAUUUUGCGUACUACAAAGCAAUUGUCUCGACCUACAUGGAUGCAACCCCUACGAAUGAAAGACGCAUAGAAACACACGAGGAUCUGUUUCAGGUCGUUUCCAUCUUGAAGUCCAAUCCGGAUGCCACUCUAUCAGAGCUGUGCCGAUUGACUCGCGGGAAUACAAACUCACAGCAGACUGAUGGAACAAGUCAAGUCGAUACAGUGUCACUUGGUCUGAAGGCACUUCUGAUGAUUGACCCUUCAGCACUGCAUCAUUCUUCCGACAGACUCGAGAAAGGAACCUAUCGAAUUCACUGGAGAGAGGACGUACCUCUCAGCAAAUACAUCCAAGACUCGUUUCCACUUGGUAAUCACAACAUACUUAGCUACAACAACAGCGAGCUAUUUGCGGAUAUAAAGAAGGAACUCAGAGCCGUCAACAUGAAGAAAAGACUGGGAAUCACUAUCAGGGCGACAUCAGAUAUUCGCAACCACCUACAUUUUGACAGAAAGAACAACUACCUCGAGGUUUACCACUACACCUCCUUUCUGAAGGAACAGUUGAGAGUGACUCGGGAUGUCGGAGAUUGUUCCAGUCCGUCUUCUUCACUCAAGAGAGGAGUAUUACCACGCCAACUAGUCCUCGAAGUAUUGGACUCUCUCCAAGGGACUCUGUUCCCGCUUUCCGAUCCAAGAUCUAAGAAACUUCUCCGCUCACUCAUUUCAAAGUGCUCUUUCGAUCCAGACAUCCUCAACUUUGAAGUCAGUUCCGUCAGACGCGUGGGUGAGGAGAGCGUUCCAUAUGUCUACUUAGCCGACAGGCUAGCAGACUUAUACAACGAACUUCAAACUCCUCGUCCUCGUGGCUGGCUCCAGCAGUCCAUGCAGAGAAAGAGUGGUGCGAGGCAUGUAAUGAUGGCAACACUGAUCGGAGUCAUCUUUGCUGUGCUCCUGGGAAUAGCCUCGCUAGCUGUGAGUUCGUACCAGACUUGGAUAGCUUAUCAAGCUUGGAAGCAUCCAGUUCAACCAGUCUAG
Molecule: messenger RNA, 1176 nt
Organism: Fusarium mangiferae
Lineage: Eukaryota; Fungi; Ascomycota; Sordariomycetes; Hypocreales; Nectriaceae
Exons: 2
Coding region: 1-1176 (391 amino acids)
Source: RefSeq, a predicted model, not a curated record